UUGUCAAUAGAAUAGCAUUAAUAAAUAGUCAGUCUCUACAUGGCACUCACUCAUACCGCUCGUGUUUCAUUCAUACCCGUAUACCACAUGGCGACAAGCACGAAAGAACGUUAGCGUACACGGAAAAAAUCGUAAAAAAUCAUAAUCAUCGGAUGAAAGAAAAUAAGCGAAAAUAAAUUUAAUGAAGUUGAGAUCUCAGACAAGAAGGGAAUUAGCCGACGAUUCGUCAAAAUCCGGCAAGAAAAAUAAAAAAAGUGCGAUUAAAGAAAGGAAAGAAAAAAUUAGUGCACGUGCAGAAGAAACACGGGGCGACGAAAAAAAUAAGAAACAGAAAAAAGUAUUGAGAUUAUUAUUAACCAGAGUAACAACGGGCGACGUAACCGUGCAUCAGAUCACAAUCGACGACAUAAGAAAAGAAAGGGAGAAAAAAUCGCGAAGAAAAAUGACCGAGCACGUGAAAGCAGUGGAAGCAUUGAAAUUAGACGGCAAUUUGGCCGAGAAUUGGCGAAGAUUCAAGCGUAAUUACGACAUUUUUGCGGUAGCCAUCGGAAUGGAGGAUAAAAAUGACCCGGUAAAAAUCAACACAUUUCUCAACGCAGUCGGCCCAGACGCGGUUGAAAUUUACGACACAUUCGAUUUGACCGCUAUUCAGAGAGCGCAAUACACAGCAGUGACAGAAGCGUUUGCCACCUUCUGUGCAGCACACAAAAACACAGUCUACGAAAGGUACAAUUUCUAUCAGCGAAACCAAAAAGAAGGAGAAUCUUUUGAUUCAUUUUUGAUGGACAUCAAAAUCUUAGUGAAAUCAUGUGAGUUUAAUGCCGCUACAAAUGAAAUGUUGAGAGAUAGAAUUGUCAUGGGGGUCAGCGAUAAAAAACUGCAAACGAAAUUGUUGGAAACAGCCCAUCUUACGUACGACGGAGCAGUCGACAAAUGCAGAGCAUCAGAGGCGACAAAAGAGCACACCGAAAAAAUGUGUAAAACCAAAGAAGUGCACGAGUUAAAAACACAAACAAUAGCGUACACACGAAACAGCAAAAACCACAACAACAAAAACAUACAGAAGCAGAACGACAAACGAGCGACCACGUGGCACGGCAACACACAGAACGCACACAACACACAGUACCGUUCCAGCCGAAACAGCAGCAACAGCAACAACAACAGAAACGAGAACAAAAAUGACUACGAUCGAAACGGCUCCAAUCAUUCAAAGUGUAAACGAUGUGGGUACAGUCACGACGUUAAAGGCAAAUGCCCAGCACAUGGAAAAACGUGCAAUGUCUGUACUAAGCCCAACCAUUUCGCAAGCGUGUGCAGAUCGCGUCAAGUCGAUUCCAUUGCAUUUGGCCUACCUAAUGAAUGCACACAAAAAGAAUUUUACAUUUCCGCAAUUGAACGAAACGUGAGAAAUGAGAACGGCGACGUAUUUGGAACAAGGUGGAUGGAAAGACUUCGAAUUAACGGUCAAACAGUAGCAUUCAAAAUCGACACUGGUGCUGAAAUGAAUGUACUGCCAUUACAUGUUUUUCGUCGAUUGAUGUUUGGAUCGAACGUGGAGUUGCAACCCACUGACAUGACAUUGAGAGCAUUCGGAGGCGAACGAAUCGUUCCAAAAGGUAUGUGUUCUUUGCUUUGUUCCUUCAAAAAUAUUACUUUGAGAGUUGUUUUCGCAAUUGUUGAUCUUGAUGUCACCCCUAUACUUGGCUUGGCUACAUGCACACGAUUCAGAAUCGUCAAUCCACCGCACACACGCAACAACGUUGAGCGCAUAAAUCGAUACAAUUUAUGACUCGAAACGAUAAACAGAAACAUUGACAAGUCUUACGUUAUGAAACAUU
Molecule: messenger RNA, 1841 nt
Organism: Sitodiplosis mosellana (orange wheat blossom midge)
Lineage: Eukaryota; Metazoa; Arthropoda; Insecta; Diptera; Cecidomyiidae
Exons: 1
Coding region: 182-1792 (536 amino acids)
Source: RefSeq, a predicted model, not a curated record